This is a messenger RNA of Anguilla anguilla (European eel), 4977 nucleotides long. RefSeq names its product unc-119 homolog 1 (gene unc119b). The record is from RefSeq and is a predicted model, not a curated record. Bases 128 to 868 code for a protein of 246 amino acids. Gene Ontology annotation, cellular component: cilium. Lineage: Eukaryota; Metazoa; Chordata; Actinopteri; Anguilliformes; Anguillidae. Gene Ontology annotation, molecular function: lipid binding. The transcript has 5 exons. Gene Ontology annotation, biological process: nervous system development; lipoprotein transport; cilium assembly.
ACAGGCAACUCUUCUCAGCAUAGUCUCUCCAUAGAGACGCAGGACGCCAUCUUGAGCUGAGCAGUCUCUUCCACGCAUUCGAAUACGUUAGCCAAUUAGCUGUAUAGUGAAAACAGACUACGAAGAAAUGAGCGGUCCUAAGCCUCGAGCCGAAAUGCCAACGAAUGUAAAUGGCCCAGAUACCGAUGCAGGAUCCACAGGUCCUACCAGAGACCGCAAGCCUGCUGGAGGUGUCCUGAAGAGACUAAAGUCCCGGCGAAACCAACCGGAUAGGCGGCCUGUUACGGAAGAGGAGCUCCGGGCGCUGGGCAGAGACAUCACUCCAGAUGAAGUCCUUGGGCUACGGGUUGUCACUCGAGAUUACCUGUGUAAACCAGAGGACAACGUGUACAACAUCGAUUUCACGCGCUUCAAGAUCAGGGACCUGGAGACGGGCACGGUGCUGUUUGAGAUUGCCAAACCCCCAAACUGCGACGCUGAAGAGGAUGAUGAGGAGAAUGUAGAUGGAGACUCCAGUGCCGGGCGUUUUGUUCGCUAUCAGUUCACACCUGCCUUCCUGAGACUGCGCACCAUAGGUGCUACUGUGGAGUUCACUGUGGGCGACCGGCCGGUGAACAGCUUCCGAAUGAUAGAGCGGCACUACUUCAGGGAACGCCUCCUGAAGAACUUUGACUUCGACUUUGGCUUCUGCAUCCCCAACAGUCGCAACACCUGCGAACACAUAUACGAGUUUCCCCAGUUGCCUGAGGAUCUCAUUCGUCAGAUGGUGGAGCAUCCUUAUGAGACCAGAUCAGACAGCUUCUAUUUUGUGGAUAACAAACUCAUCAUGCACAACAAAGCAGACUAUGCCUACAACGGGGGUCAGUAGUGCAGAGGGGGAGAUGAAUGUAUGUAUGUAUGUAUGUAUGAAUGUGCAGUAGAGCGCACCACAAGGUCACACCUGACAAUACACAUCAUGCGGACCCAGGACUCUCACUUAUGACUUCAAACAUUCCAGUAGGCCUUCCCACUCCAAACAAAAAACAAAGGGAGGGAGAGAGAGAGGAGAGAGAGAGUGAGAGAGGGAAGAGACAGAACCAGCACGCUUUGCAAGUGAUACGUACCUCUUUUAUUCCCUCAUUUUCAUACUACACGAGCCUCCUCCCUUCCUUUUUGUUUUAUCAAGCACAGUCCAUCUCAUAAUUGAUGAAGUGGUGUAUUGUUAUGUAUCACGUGACUGACGCCAUGGCCCUGGCUGCUCUGCCACGCCUCCCAGUGUUCUAGCGGUAGCAUUUGUAACGAUGAAGACCAGAAUACUGCUGAUUAUUCAUUGAGUCGAUGGAGCGCUUUUUCACAGGAUGCUUUACAAAGCGGGAGCGGGAACCGCACAUGUAGCACACGCCUGGGUGAUGCACUGCAGCCACCAUGCUACACAUCAGCAAGGAUUAAUUAAGCCAAUUAAACCUGGGGGAUAAUCACGUAGCCAGACCUGGGAACGACAGGCACGACACUUUGCAUCGCACCCGCUCCAUUUGUGCUGUGGGAUGCUUAAUGAGCGCAGAGAGUUGGAAGCCUGCCUUUAAUGUUGUCCUGAACAAGACCGGGCAGAUUUACCUUCUCCUGCUCAGCAUAAUGAUCUUCAUGGCUUCAGACAACGCUGUCGUGGAGCUGGAGUGGAACUGCUCAUUCGUUUAUUCAGUCCAUGAAGACGUUCCACUUGCAUGUAAAGUAGCGCCCGGUCCUUAACGCUUCCUUGGGCCUUUAUCAGUUUCAAAUGCUUCAGUCCCUCCAUAUCUCCCACUGUUAAAGAGUGGAUGGCCUUGCACCCCCUCAUUGUCCUAGCUUAUGCAUAUUGACAUAGGCCUAUGGCUGUAACCUUGCUAGAAACCCAAUGAGAAUGUGAUGUUUUAAUUGGACUAUCUAUACUAUACACCUUAUCAAGUCUGACCUAGCAUUAUGUUUUUUUUCUCCUCUUUCUCUAUUUCCACAACAGAUCUGCAAGUCACAGAUAAUUUUAGUCUGACAGCUUUCGGUGAAAUUAUGUCUCAGAAAGUGCGCAAGCACUGCCAAUGAUAAUUUGUCUGCCUGCUUGUUGUUACAGAGGUUUUGUGGGGGAAAUGUUACAUGAUUUUAAAGGGCCUGCUAACAAAUUCUGGGUGGUUUAAAUCAAGUACUAUGAGUGGGGGAAUUCUUUCAGUCCUCUAAUGAAACAGUUCUGAUUUUAAGGGAGCAGAAGAGACUUACAUUUUCAGUUAAUGGGAGCAGAAAGAAUGUAUGAGGGAAAACAAAUGGGAGAAAUUGCACAAUUUGGAUCCCCCCCGCCACCCUUUACAAAAUUUCCUUUUGAGACAUUUGUUUUUGUAUGAUCUUCAUAUUGGUUUGCUUGGAGUAUUCACAAAACAUUGCUCGAAGCCAGCAAAGCCUUUGCUUGCAUUUCUCAAGAACAGAGCAGUGCCUGGAUGAACUGAUGUAGUUGUUACUUUGCAAUUGAGAGGCAGUGAGAAAUCAAGCCUGUAUAAAGUUAAAUUACUUCUGCUGAGGAAGGGAAUGCAUUGCAUGUGCUGGCAUCUUGGCAUUCAACACCUCAACCAGUCACAGAUCAGCCAUUGUCUGUACAGACUAAGUCACACCACAUCCGCCUUAUUUUUUAAUAGUUUUUAUUGAAUUUCUUAAUCAUGGUGCCUGAAAGAUAACGCGAUGGUGCAGUGAGUGGAGUCAAAGCCUAAAACAGAAAAGAAAGCCAAGACUCCCAGCCAAAAAGCUGAAUCAUUUAGACAAACUUGCAAGUGACCUUAACACAUCUUUAAUGAGUUGAAUGCACAGUGCACAAAGAUCAAAGGAAUGGUGUUUGUGGUUUUCACACAUUUUUUUUUAGAAUGUACACGCCUCCCAUGAAUGCUGUGUGAUUCCUGAAUAGCUAGUUCACAUUCUGUAAAAUUAAGAAAAGUGAAACCUGCUUCUGCCGCUACCAUUUAUAGACGUACAUAUUUAUAAAAACACAAGUGUGUACUUCAUUUCCAACGGACACAAGCACUCAUAAUUAUAGCACGUAUUGUCCAUGUCCAGAAGGCCUCAGUGCAUCUGUAGUUGUUGCGCAAGUGUCCUUCUUGUCAUGGACAGCCGUCUGUUGCUGUUUCUCAGGGUUUGCAGUCUCCAUCUAUUGCUCGGCCCCUCCUGUGCUCACACUUGAUGUCAAAUGCAUAUGUGCGCUUUGAAACGCGCAGACGCAUUCUUAAUUAGCGAAAUUGGGAUUCCGGAACGAUUUUUAAAUGCACAAACUGGACCGGUUCAGUCACAGGGUACUGCUCACAUUUCCCCUGAUCUUAUAAAAAGGCUAAAUCGUACACUUAGGCAUACUGCUAGAUGUGUGAUAUUAGUUGUAGAGCAAGGACAAUGGGGAUGAAAAAUAUCCUGUAAAUUAUGUAGUUGAUCACGAGCUCAGGAAUAAGUAUCCAAAGGCUUCACUCCACAACCAGGUUUGAGGGUAAAUCUAGAUGCAUCUCCUGUUAACCCUUUCCUCAGUUCCUUGAAUUACUAUACUACAGCAAAUAUGUAUUUUCUCCCAAUCUUUUCAACUUGAAUUUUGAUAAGCCAGAGUAACUAAGGGUUACAGCGCUACCGUCAGUGCAAGAAUGUAUGAUAUAGAAACUGUAAAUGAAGUGCCCUUUUUUGUGCAUCCUAGUGAGAUACAGGGUGUGUAUGUAUGUAUGUAGGCCAGUGGUGGGAAAGCUUGGUCCUUAAAUACAGCUGACUUUCAGUUUUCAUGAUUUUCUCUCCAGCGACUAGCUUCACGAUCAUGUGUGUACUGUCUGGGACCGUGCGAUGGCAUGGUGUCAAGGGAACAUUUAUAAAAAAAUUAAAAAAAAGGAAAAGAUUGUUUGCAAAAUAUCUGGAUAAUGUCUGACUCUGUGGGCUCAGACAAUGUAUCUCUUCAAUUUGCAGCAUAAUUGUUGUUAUUUUUUAACUUCAGUUAACAUAUGGGAGAAAUUCCUUGUUUCAAAAAAAAUAAGCAAUUGAAACCUUAAGUGGCUUGACAAUGAGAAACAACUGUGGCACUCAAGGACCAUGCUUGCCCACCAUUACUGUAGAGUAUAUUAAAGUUAUAUACUAGAAUUCGAUUGUUAAAUCAGCUGACCAGUGUUAGUGGUUCAUAUUCUUAGUCCUUUUCUGCAUUCUCAGCACUGCAAGUUUUUGCAAAUGGUGACUUGGUCAAGGAAGGAAAUUGUCCUUAAUGGUUGAAAUUAUAACUCGUAUGUAUAACUGGUUAGUCUAGUCUCCAGUAAAUUUGUAUUCUGAAAAAUGCAUACUGGUCAACCACAAAUCUAUAUCAAACUAUUAUGGUGAUGAAAACACAGCAGGAAAUUACUCUCAGAUCCUGACCAAUGAGCUCAAUGGAAGUGCUUUGUAGGUGUGUUAAGUCCGUUUUCAGACUGAAUCUUGUUAUGAACACUAAUGACGGCAUUGCAAUUUACAUUAACUAGUGUUUAACAGCUGCUGAUGUUUUUUUGUGUCAUUUUUAAAUAUUAUUUGCUUGUUUGCUUGUUACUGAUCAUGUUUAAACUGGAACCCCUUUUGGUUUAUACAGUUUUGCUUUUUUUUUCAUUUGUACAUUUAUCAUGUGUUCUUUGUUUGAAAUAACAUUUUAUAUGUUUUUAAAUUCUUUAAAAACCCAAGUUAGGACCCAGUUUUAGCAACUAAAGAAAAUCAUACUCAUGAAGGAAUUGUCCAAAUUUGAUUAAAAGAGUUGCUAGACUUUUUGUUUUUUUGCUUUUUUGUUUUUUACUCAAUUUUCAGGGAUGUUAGACUAUAUCAUUUACAAUGAUAAUAUCUGCCCUUGUCUUUUGUAGAAUUGUAGGAUUACUCUAUGAAAAUGAGGUAAGAAUAAUGCCUCUGUAUUUUUAACAUCUUGCCUUUUUAUGUUCGGAGUGAUUUUCAGGUGUUUGUACAAAAUGUUAUUUUGUCAAAAUAAGAAUAAUAAAUAACUUUUGAUUUUCACAA